CCGGUCCCACCACUUCAGCGCGGACGCACGCGCUCUCGCCUCCUCGUUCAAAUCGCAUGGAAAGCCUGCUGGCCGACUGACCAGACAGAGGUUUUACCUUACUUCGGUUUUUGCGUUCUUCAGGAACGUUGGAGUCACGCCGCCCGCGAUACCACGUUCGCCAGAGACUGGAAAAACAAUAACCACCCGAAAUAGAAAUUGUAAGAGUCUAGUGUUGCCUUGUACUUUCGACUCCACGCGGCGUGCUAACGUGACUUGUAAUAUCCAGCGGUAUUCACGGGACCAGUUUACACGUUAUCAGUUACUCUUACUCUCUGUUGAAGUGAUAUGGCGCAGCUGAUCAGCGUCAAGUUAUCCCGGUUCGAAGGAUCACCCUGGGGCUUUCGUCUGCAGGGUGGCAAGGACUUUGGAACACCCCUUAUCGUCCAGAAGGUAAAUGGAGGCUCACCUGCGGAGGCUGCAGGUCUCAAAGCUGGAGAUGCUGUCAUCAGAGUCAACAAUACCGACAUGUUCAACCUUAGGCACAAGGACGCUCAAGAUGUAAUCGUCAGGGCCGGAAACAGCUUUGAAGUAACUGUUCAAAGAGGUGGCAGCACAUGGAAACCAAGCGUGACGCCCAUUAGCUCAGCUCUUCCUUCCCCGACACCGUCAAUACCUGCGAAUAAUGUUUCUCCAGUAACAAAGACUUCUCUAGCUGCGAAGAAGAACGAUGGACCUCUUAUCGGCAGCGGUCACAACUUUAGUCCUAAGCCAUUCCUGAACGGUUCCAGUGAAGGUCCAAUAAAAUCCAUCGUCAACAAACAGUACAACAGUCCCGUGGGUAUCUACAGCGAGGAAACGAUCGCCGAAACACUUUCCGCGCAAGCCGAAGUUUUGGCCGGAGGUGUAUUAGGUGUGAACUUCAAGAAAAACGAAAAAAAUUAUAAUGCUCAGAACAGCGAAGUCUUCAAGAUGGUUCAGGAGGCGGACAAGGAACCAAGAACACCCGAACCCGCUGAACCACCAGUGCAAAGCGGUAUGGUAUCACCCUUACCACCAGCGGUAGCAGGCCUAAGACCAGUUUCAGCACCAGAGACGAAACCACAGCCAACCACACCUCAGCCCAGUCUACCUCCAGGACAGAACAUCUGCGCCGACUGUGAGAGGCUUAUUGUGACGGAGUUUUACUCCUCGGUGAGCCACGCGGUUGGCGGACAGGCAACCUCACCGAGGUCCCCGACACCCCUGAGUCGUGCACUGGGCCUGUGCCAGACCGUUUCGAAUUCCUACGAAACCUCAUCUCAUCAGGAGACCCAGAGGACUGAGCGACGAUACGAUAACUCCUCGUCUUCGUAUACUCCCUCUGAUACACCUAUUUGUCACAACUGCGACAACGCGAUCGUGGGUGUAUUCGUCAGAAUCAAGGACAAGAAUUUACAUGUGGACUGCUUUAAGUGUUCGACCUGUGGCACAUCUCUUAAAAAUGUAGGAUACUACAACAUCAAUGAAAAACUGUACUGCGACAUACACGCAAAAAUGGUGGCUAGGCAGCAAGCACCAUCGAGCCUUACACCGGUCACUGUACAACUUGGCAGUAAAGCACCUGCAGGUACCAUAUCAGCAGCUCUAUCAAAUAUCGGACCUCUCUCACCAUCUCUUAGCAAUCAUGGAUCAUCGCCUCAACCUUUUUCGAGUUGCCAUCGCAUCAACUCGGACUCAAGGCUGGCUGAUCAUCAAACUUCCCUUAAGAUGAAUGGAAAGACCACCAACGGCUACCUUGGAGAAAAUGAGUCCAACGGAACCUCAAAGACCUACACAAGCACUAUUACCAUCCAGACCGGUCACAAAGAGGUCUGCAACGUCGAGGGCGAACUUGAUUAUAAUCGUAAUCCUACUAACUUAAAAGCACGCUACAAGUUUGAUGAAAUCAAUGAAAUUCAGUUUGACCCUAUAAUAUCUGACAAUAAGAACUCGAAAAAUGCAACAUCUCACUGCACUGAGAAGAUCUUGACUUCCUAUCCGCAACAGCCCACCCGUCUUGGCACCUCGAUCGUUGAUUCACCUAGUUUGCGUCCAGUCCAGGCACCCACAUCGAACAACAUCGGAGGUUCCAAACUCUACGGAGGUUCCAGCUUUAAUACUCCUAACUACUCAUCGCCACCUACAUACAAUUCAGGAAGCAGCACUUUGCCUCGACCGCAGAGUCAAACUGUGACUGUCGACCUUUCAGAAUCCUACAUAGAGGAGUGUAGUUCCUACGAACUUAAUCAAGGGGUUGCAAGACCUGUAGCCGAAAAACCACCUACCCCACGACCGAAGUCUCACAUUUGGCCACCUCCGAAACCGAUUGAAGAAAUAACUUAUCCUACUGCAAGUCCUUUAUACAUUGAUCCUAAUCCUGCUCUUGACCGGCGCUCUCGAGAGAGAGGUGUUAGUGUCGAGGGAAGCAUUGAAAAUCAGAGUAGAAGAAACAGCUUCGUUGAAACAUACGAGGAAUCGAGAGAUCGCUGUCAAAUUGAAUCCAACAUGGAUCAAGUAAACUGCCCUGGACCUGUUUAUAGACGGGUCGAGUUAUUCAGCGCAGCUAGAAAAGACACCCGGCAGACGCGCAGCGACUCAAGAGCGAGUUCAACAGAUAGUAUCAGAAGAUCCCUGACCCCAACACGCAUCACUCAACCAAUUCCUCGACCUUGGACGGCUACGGUAACCACCGGCACGAAUUUAUAUCAACAGGCCUAUCCUGUCAGUGCGCCUGAACCCCCAAAGACUUGCAGUCGCACGGUUUGUAGACGUCAAAUAUGUCGUCGGGAGUGCGUCUGCGAAGGUUUAGGCCGAACGCAGACUACUUAUCAAGAGGAAAGAAAUUAUCAGGAACAAAUCUGUGAUCCUGCGGAGAGGGCUGAGACUACACCAAAACCAGAUGUGGAAGUGUACACGUGUGUGCGUUUACCACACUCCCAUUCGAGAACGAUCGAAACACGAACGAACAUAAGAGAAAGCGAGGUUGACACGGACACUGAAGUUAGAGACUUGUCGAAACUCGUACCGCCGGACGUGGCUGUGUGUCCGAAAGGUAUCGAUGGCGAACACGAUCUUUACACGGAGACGGAAGAAAAGGAUGUAGGUGAGUUGCAUAUAAAGAAAACAACGACGUACGAAAAAACGGUAGAACUGGUUUCUCCAAACAGGGAAUUGAGACCGUGCGUGACUAAACAAGAGCCAGAACCUAAGCAGGUGGAGCAAACACGGUGGGAACAAACAACUCAAAGAAGGUCAGCUGCACUUGAUCGGGAAGUGGAGGAUAUUUCAAGUAAUCGAAGUGUAGUCGAAUCGACAGAGUGUCUCACAUCGAGAAUUGAUACUCAACAGUUAAUGGAACAAGCUAAGAGAGACGAGGAAGAGGCUCAGCGAAGAAGACAGGCAGAAGAGAGAAGACAGCAUGAAGAAUGCGAGAGAAGACAACGAGAAGAGGAAGAGAGAAAACGAUUGGCGGCAGAAGAGAGAAAGCAAAGGCAAGAGGAAGAAAGAAGGCGAGAAGAGGAAAGAAGACAACUGGAACAAGCAGAACAGCAAAGGCAAGAUGAAAGAGAAAAGCGUCAGAAACGGGUCUGCUUUAGCGAAGAGCGAGAAUUUAUUUGUGAAGAGACACGCUGUCCUAGGGAGAGAAUUGUUGAUAUCCAGAUGGAAGAUGAAGGACCAAAAGAACAUAUAGUAGACAUAGAAGUAGAAGGACGCCCCAAGGAGCGUAUCAUCGAUAUUAAAAUAGAACAAGAUGAGCCUCCUUGCGAAUGUCUGCGAAUGUCUGAAAUGAGAGAAGAGAUCAAUGUUCAAGAUCAUGAAGAACAGAGACGCAGAAGUUUGCGUGAACAAGUACAAGUUCAUAAAAGCUUGAGAGAUCAACAAGCUCCCGAAAAGCGACAAAGUCAGACCCUGCAGGAACGUCGACUUUGCACAAAAUAUGGACAAAAUUCUCAGGAAUCGCAAAACGCAACAGAAACUUGCAGAAAGCAAGUACAAUUCACCAGUCAGUCUGACAGUGGUCCACGAACACUUCCUCCAUCCAGUAUAAAAAAUACUAUUCCGAGAGAAUGGAAGUCUGAAAUGGUAAAGGCUUUAACUACGGCACCGGCUCAGCCAUACUGUCCAUUUAGUAAAGAUAAUAGUGGAUGCAAGGAUGUCUACACCCACGAAGUUACAUAUGAAGAAACUUGUACAUGUAAAAACCCUUCACUGCCUCCGCUACCACGGCAGAACAGACCCGUAUCUCCAUUUCAAUCAGCAUUAACUACUGCACCUGAAAGACCUUAUACUCCUUUAGGUGAAGAUGUUAAUCCUUGUAGAACAUGUAGUCGCAGAUCGCAAACUCCAAGCGCACCCUCGGCUAAUGACGGUUAUUGUGCACCUGCCCAGCUUCUUUUUAGCGAAAAUAGAGAGGUGGUUCAAGAGCGAAAAAAACCACAAGGACCUCAACCCCUGCCGACUCCUCCACCAGACUAUCGUCUACGAGAUUCUUCAAGAUCACCAACUAGAUCUCGGCCAGGGACACCCGGAAGUCGUUCCACAUCGGCUGGUCUAAAGAAACCUGAUACAAUUCCCAUCUACCAGCAACACUUAGUUGCUAUGCAAAAGGGACCCGUGGAAAGUUACGCCUACGACCCCAGUAGGACUCCAACUCCUUGCUCGCGAUCAAAAUCUCCCGCACAAGGUCCACCUUCAGCCCCGGCUUGUUUUAUAAAAGCGCAAGCACCCAGGAUCAGAGAAAAGACUCCGCCAUGUAGGAAUUCCUCUCAAGGUCAAAAUUCUGCACCGAAAACAGAACAGGAAUGUGUCUGCUAUCACUAUGACGAGGAUACCCCUGCGGGUCAUACUCACACCGAUUAUCGUUGUACUAAGUGCGUUACCUAUUCAGAGGAUGAAGAAGGUAGCCAUACUCACAUUCGAGAACAAAAAGUACAGCGAGUAACCGAAAGCCCAACUCCUCCGACUGGUUGUUAUCUCAGUCGAAGCAGCAGCGUCUCUCCUGCCCUGCCAUGUCCUUCGACACGCGAAAGCGUAUCGGAAAGGAUUCAAAGGCAGGGCGUGCGUGUUUUACCCCCUUGUAGUAAGACUUCAUCGGAAGUACGUCGAAUUCGUCAUGAAAUAGUGGAAAAACCAGCCAAACCACCGUGUUCUAAUACUGGGGUAACUAUAGUGCCCUGUCGAGCUGUUUUAGAAGGUGGUUCAAAAACUGGAGUCGUCGUAGUGCCGUGCGAUGGUUCUGCAUCAUCCUGCGACAGAUCAGGAAUAUGCGUUACGCCAACCCUGGAUCGCCAAGGGGUCUGCGUAUCACCAGGUCAUGAUCUUUCCGGAGAAGGUUGUGGACUGCCCUCGGUGCGUUCGGGUGGUUGUAGCAUUGAUGCUGGCACCUGUUCGGGAUCAGGCGUCUGCGUGACCCCCUGUGGCGAUGGAUCAUUUUGCGUCGCGCCCUGUAGCGUUUCUGGAGUGUCCUCUGUUAGUUGCCCGAAGUCAAUUUUGAAAGAACAAUGUGGCCAGAAGAUUCUUCCCUACCCGCAGAUUCCUCUGCCCAACGAAGAACCAGAAAAAUUAUGUAGUAGUUGUCCGCUUUCACAGACUCCUUCAAAACCCGACGCUUGUAGCAGCUUUCAACCCGUCCACAAGCCUCGCACUAACCUUGGCAGUCAGCUUACGCAACUGACUACGCUGAACAGGGUGAAGCCACCCAACGUCCAGUUAUAUAAACCACAACCAAAACCCCAAAGUCAGACCACUACAUCCCAAUACCUCUAUCAAUCUCAAUCAAUCCAAAGCAAAACCCAAUCCCAGACCCAGACCCAGUCAAAAUGCCCGAUUAGUAAAACCCAAAAUUUAGUAGACCCACCAAAUUUGUCAUCCCUCCCGGAUUUAGGUGUCGGAAUAGGCGGCCUUGGCAGCAACAAGAGUGGAUCUUUUGCCGGAAGCAGCGCACCAAAACGUGGAAAGGGCAUCCUGAAUCAGGCUAGUGGUGCUGGAUCGCGUGUACCACUUUGUGGUCGCUGCAAUAAUUACGUCAGAGGACCAUUUAUCACAGCUUUGGGACAAAUUUGGUGCCCUGAACACUUCGUCUGCGGAAAUGCACAAUGCAGUCGUGGUUUGCAAGACAUUGGUUUUGUAGAAGAAAAGGGGCAACUUUACUGCGAGUACUGUUUUGAGAAGUACAUUGCACCACCUUGCAAUAAAUGCGGCGGCAAAAUCAAAGGCGAUUGCUUGAAUGCAGUUGGAAAGCACUACCACCCUGAGUGCUUCAACUGCUCUCAUUGUGGAAAGCUCUUCGGAAACAGUCCCUUCUUUUUGGAAGAUGGAUUACCUUACUGCGAAAACGAUUGGAACAAUCUCUUUACGACGAAAUGUUUUGCCUGUGGAUUCCCCGUAGAAGCAGGAGAUCGCUGGGUCGAGGCUCUUAACAACAAUUACCAUAGUCAAUGCUUCAACUGUACGAUGUGCAAAAAGAACCUUGAAGGCCAGAGCUUUUACGCGAAAGCCGGACGUCCAUUCUGCAAAAAUCAUGCGCGUUAAAGAUGUACCCAACUUUAAUGAAACCAAAAAAAGUAACUGCGAGACCGAAAAUUAAGAUUAUUCGAUAUCGUUAAUUAAUUUUUGAUCUUUUCUUCGUUUCUUUUGACCAAAAGUCAAUUUUACUAACACACUGCGACUCUGGACGCUGAACCCGUUGACGCAUUCGGUAUCGAAAAGAGCAUCUUGUUUUAAUAAUUAAUUUAUAAACGAAAGAUACUUUGACACGCAAAGGUCGUCGAAAAACUGUACGAGGUGCACUUGACAUUUCAUGAAAAUAUCGGGAGGGUCACGGUCAUUGCGAUUUGGCGGAAAUGUAAGUAACUCAGUUUAAUAUUGUAUAUUUUUUUAAGUAGUUUGAACACACCCACGGAACAUAAAAAAGGCAUUUAUGAUUGGCAGAAAAAUUUGGCGCAUGUUGUUCGACCAAUUAUGAUUUCAGUAGAUUUUGUGAAAUUGUAAACAAGAUAUAUUUAUAAAAUCAUUACCAGAGAUACGAAUGUCAAUAUCUUUUAUAUUUGUACAAGUGAUUAAGAAGACGUAUCAACAAUUGCCUUAACGUGGGUCGCAGGAUUCGUUAGCAAAGGUUACCGAAGUUUGUGCCAUCUUCGAGCUAUGUCAAAGCACAGUCAUAAUAAAAAGCUUUGGCACAGUUUUGCCAGUAGGAGGAUAAUAUAAAAUUAGCUUUUAAGUUACACUUAAGCUGCGUAAACUAUCCUUAUAAUAUUGACAGACAGGGGAAAAAGAAUGAAUGAACGAGAGCGUGAAUGACGGAGUGUGAUAACAAAAACAGGAUUAUCAAAUUCGUCCGACGCUUGCUUCUACAAACAGAUCGAAUCAAUGGUAUACGUCUGAGCACGGAUCGACAAUCUUCGCAAGAAGAGUGUACACUUCUCUCUGUAUCUGUGGCGUUUGCUGCUUACAAAUAAAGUACAUGAAUGAGUAUCAUUUUCAACGAAAAAUUA
Molecule: messenger RNA, 7493 nt
Organism: Belonocnema kinseyi
Lineage: Eukaryota; Metazoa; Arthropoda; Insecta; Hymenoptera; Cynipidae
Gene: Zasp52
Product: PDZ and LIM domain protein Zasp
Exons: 17
Coding region: 328-6531 (2067 amino acids)
Biological process (GO): actin cytoskeleton organization; heart development; muscle structure development
Cellular component (GO): stress fiber; adherens junction; filamentous actin
Molecular function (GO): actin binding; muscle alpha-actinin binding
Source: RefSeq, a predicted model, not a curated record